Molecule: messenger RNA, 1297 nt
Organism: Spodoptera exigua (beet armyworm)
Lineage: Eukaryota; Metazoa; Arthropoda; Insecta; Lepidoptera; Noctuidae
Source: the annotation of a GenBank genome assembly
UUAAAAGUUCACAUAUUAUUGAGAUCAAUGACAUUUUUAUACCAAGCACACGUUCAUGAGGUUGCAGUUUCGACGUGGGCUGUCAUUUUCGUUUCCAUAAAUUGAAAUCAUUCGUUCCUUGUUUUAAAUCCUAUUCAUUUUGGAUUUUGGCCGGAGUUUUUCGGAAAUAGUGUAAAUGAUAAUAAUUUGUUUGUAGUGUAGAAGAAAGAAGUACAAAAUGGAUCGUCUUCUACGUCUUGGAGGAGGUAUGGCUGGCCUGUCCCAAGCGCCGCCGCCAACUGAUGCACCUGCUGUCGAUACUGCAGAGCAAGUAUACAUUUCGUCUCUGGCAUUGCUGAAGAUGUUAAAACAUGGUCGUGCUGGCGUGCCUAUGGAGGUCAUGGGUCUCAUGUUAGGUGAAUUUGUGGACGACUAUACUGUACGUGUGAUUGAUGUGUUUGCCAUGCCUCAGACUGGUACUGGGGUAUCAGUAGAAGCAGUGGACCCUGUCUUCCAAGCCAAAAUGUUGGAUAUGCUUAAGCAGACUGGCAGACCCGAGAUGGUGGUUGGAUGGUACCACUCUCACCCUGGAUUUGGAUGCUGGUUAUCAGGAGUUGAUAUAAAUACUCAGCAGUCAUUUGAAGCUCUGUCAGAGAGGGCAGUUGCUGUUGUGGUUGAUCCCAUCCAGUCAGUGAAGGGUAAAGUAGUGAUUGAUGCUUUCCGCCUCAUCAACCCUAACAUGAUGGUGCUCGGCCAGGAGCCAAGACAAACCACAUCCAAUUUGGGUCAUCUCCAAAAACCAUCAGUACAAGCCCUCAUUCAUGGACUGAACCGCCACUACUACUCCAUCAGUAUAAACUACAGGAAGAAUGAAUUGGAGCAGAAAAUGUUACUGAACCUCCACAAAAAAUCCUGGAUGGAUGGACUCACUUUAUCAGACUACAAGGAACACUGUUCAAUCAAUGAGACCACAGUCACAGACAUGUUGGAGUUAGCUAAAAAUUACAAUAAGGCAUUAGAGGAUGAAGAGAAAAUGACACCAGAACAGCUAGCCAUUAAGAAUGUAGGCAAACAGGAUCCCAAGAGGCAUCUAGAGGAGAAAGUUGAUGUCCUGAUGUCCAACAACAUAGUGCAAGGUCUAGGAGCGAUGCUUGAUACCAUGGUUUUCAAAUGAUCCCCAUGUGAGACUUUUGUACUGUUACAAGUUAAGGCUAUAGUAAAGUGGUAAUAAAUAAAUCCAGUCUCACAGUUUUAUCUAUUGAUUGUAUGAUACUUAUAAUUUACUUUAUGUACUAAAACAAAAUAAAACACAUUUUCG